Molecule: messenger RNA, 2440 nt
Organism: Xenopus laevis (African clawed frog)
Lineage: Eukaryota; Metazoa; Chordata; Amphibia; Anura; Pipidae
Gene: rxrg.S
Exons: 10
Coding region: 169-1575 (468 amino acids)
Source: RefSeq, a predicted model, not a curated record
AAAUCUGUGAGCUGCGAUGCUUGGAUACAGCUGGCAGCCCUGACUCCAGCACAAUACAUACACAAAUGAAGCUGCUUUGAGACACAUUUAGGCUGUGUGUGAGUAAAAGGUCUAUACUCCCUACCCUGUGCCAGAUAGGAAGAUUGGUGUUUUCAUCAUGAACUGAAAAUGGAUACACAGUACCAUCCAAUCAUGAAGUUUCCUACAGGAUUCAGCAAUGCUCCACUUCAUUCACAUUCAACAUCAGUCAACUCCUCGUCUAAUCUGGCAGCAAUGAAUUGUCUAGAUGUGCACCCAGGAUACAUGGGAAAUUCCCUUAAUGGCCCACGGUCUAUGACAACAAAUAUGAAUUCCAUGUGCUCUCCGGGCAAUAAUAUAGGCUCUCCAUACAGAGUGAUUGCAUCAUCCAUGGGUCCACACUCCAUGCCUUCUCCAACCAUCCUCAAUUACCCUGGUCAUGAGAGUCCACCAUUUAACUUGAUGAACAAUAUAAGCUGCUCGGAAGACAUAAAGCCUCCACCAGGUCUAAACAACCUUGGGAGUCCAUGCAUGAACAAUUAUACAUGCGAAAGCCCAGGGGCAUUAACCAAACACAUCUGUGCCAUCUGUGGGGAUAGGUCCUCAGGCAAACAUUAUGGGGUGUACAGUUGUGAAGGAUGCAAAGGUUUUUUCAAACGCACAAUAAGGAAAGAUUUGUUUUACACAUGUCGAGACAGCAAAGACUGUUUGAUUGAUAAGCGUCAGCGCAAUCGAUGCCAGUAUUGUCGCUAUCAGAAGUGUCUAGCCAUGGGUAUGAAGCGGGAAGCAGUCCAAGAAGAAAGGCAUAGAAGCCGAGAGAAAAGUGACACAGAGGCAGAAUCUACUAGCAUUACAAGUGAGGAAAUGGCAGUGGAGAGAAUUCUGGAAGCAGAGCUGGCAGUGGAACCGAAGAUAGAAGCAUUUGGAGACGCUGGUUUGCCAAAUUCUACAAAUGAUCCUGUCACCAAUAUAUGCCACGCCGCAGACAAGCAACUCUUUACCCUGGUUGAAUGGGCCAAAAGAAUUCCACAUUUUUCAGAUUUGCUUUUAGAAGACCAAGUAAUUCUGUUGAGAGCAGGUUGGAAUGAAUUACUUAUUGCUUCCUUCUCGCACCGCUCAGUGUCUGUGCAGGAUGGAAUUCUUCUGGCCACUGGUUUACAUGUCCACAGAAGCAGCGCACACAAUGCGGGAGUAGGCUCCAUCUUUGACAGGGUGCUAACUGAGUUGGUUUCUAAAAUGAAAGACAUGGAAAUGGAUAAAUCGGAGCUGGGAUGCCUGAGAGCUAUUGUUCUGUUUAAUCCAGAUGCGAAGGGACUGUCCAAUGCUGCAGAGGUUGAGGCACUGCGUGAAAAAGUCUACGCCACUUUAGAAUCCUAUACCAAGCAAAAGUACCCAGACCAACCAGGAAGGUUUGCAAAAUUGCUGUUAAGACUUCCAGCUUUGAGAUCUAUUGGACUUAAGUGUCUGGAGCACCUUUUCUUCUUCAAGCUCAUUGGAGACACACCCAUUGAUACGUUUCUUAUGGAGAUGCUGGAAACACCUCAUCAAAUUUCAUGAUGAUAUGGAUUCAUACCUCGGCUAACAGGACCUGUAACAAAGCUUUUGCAUAUUUCUGUGCUCUAAUUGCUCCGCGUCCUGCUUAUCCGUGGAAAUGACGCAGGUUAUAUACCACGGUGACGUGACCGUGGUCUUGCCUAUAAUUGUCUUGGCACAACAUAGACAUUGCAUUCGUGCCAUAUUCAGUAGCUGUCACCCGGUCACCUGUAUUGUGCAGGUGCAUGUUUUUUUGCUGCAAAAUUGUGGAUUAAAGCUGCAAUACUGUUACACUCAUGGCAAAUGGGAUAUAUUUCCCCAAUGGAGACGAGCUUGGACCUGGCUUAUAAAGAGAGAGGAUUCAUGAUAUGAGAUCUAUCAGUCGGGAUACUGUUAGAAAACAUUUAACCAGCCUUGGCUAAGAGAGAAAGCUCUAGUAGUGACCUUUGUUAUUUUUCUGAAAGGUAUUGCUGGACAUUCUAUGGAUUGCAUUUUAAUAUUCUACAGACUCCCAGUGGAUACAAAUCUAUUUUGUUAUGCAUUGUGCUGUGGUUUUUUUUAAAUGUAAUUUUUAAAUGUAACGUAUAUAAAUGUAAAGAUUUGUAAUUCCCUGUAAAGCCCUGCACAGUAACUCAUGGUUAUAUGCAAGGUUAAAAAAAAGAAAACCCAAGACAAAACAAUAUGUAGGGGAGCCUCUAAUGACUUUUAAGAAAAUCUGUUACUACAGAUCAUUAUAGGCUGCACAUUUACCAUUAAAUAGCUCAUCCAAGAGAUGGUAUUUAAAACAUUUAAAUCAUUAUCAAUUAAACCAGUCAUAUGUUGGGUGUCUUGUUUUAUAUUCCUUUUUAUUUCUUGCCUUGUAAUGUGUUCAUAAACAGUUCAACUCUGA